GAAUCCUAACAGAUCAACCUCAAUGGACCGAUGCAGCUGGGAAGCCAAAACAAAGCAGAUAGAGAAAUAGAAUAAGUUUUGCGCGCGCAUAGUGUAAGGAGGUCAUGUAGUGGUCAUGGCGCGUGUGGUUCAUAAGACUAUGAAGAGGAAUAAGCAGCCAGUCUUUUAGGAUGAUGUAGCCGUCGCAUAUUAGUGUCUUUAUUCCCAGUGAGCAUAACGUAAUUCCUCGACAGCAUCACUAAAAUCAGAACAAGCUGUACUCUCGGUGCUGCGUGUGGGAAACAAAGCCAAGUGGCGAGCAAAAAAAUAUUCAGGCACAGAUCAGGAGAUUGCGCUUGGAGAAAAAGCAAGAUAGAGUAAAGAUACCGUAAAAGAAAAAAGAAGAAGAAGAUGCCGCUCCAUACUGAGCCAUGGGAGUGAGCGCUCGGUGAAGAUGAGCCACAGGAGCAGUCCAGCUAAAGCGUACGAUUUCCUGUUGAAAUUCCUGCUAGUGGGAGACAGUGAUGUGGGCAAGGGGGAGAUUUUGGCCAGUUUGCAGGACGGGGCUACAGAAUCUCCUUAUGGAUAUAACAUGGGGAUUGACUGCAAAACCACCACCAUACUGCUUGAUGGCCGUAGAGUCAAACUGCAGCUUUGGGACACCUCUGGACAGGGACGUUUCUGCACCAUAUUCCGCUCAUACUCUAGAGGAGCACAGGGUGUUAUCCUUGUAUAUGACAUUACGAAUCGCUGGUCCUUUGAUGGUAUUGACAGAUGGAUUAAAGAGAUUGAUGAGCAUGCACCAGGAGUCCCUAAAAUCCUGGUGGGGAACCGACUGCACUUGGCCUACAAACGUCAGGUGACGACUGAAAAUGCCCAAGCCUUUGCUGAGCGGCUGGGUGUCACAUUUUUCGAAGUCAGCCCUUUGUGUAACUUCAACAUCACUGAGUCCUUCACAGAGUUGGCUCGCAUAGUACUAAUGCGGCAUGGCAUGGAGAGACUCUGGAGACCUAACAAAGUGUUGAGUCUGCAGGAUCUGUGCUGCCGAUCCAUCGUCUCCUGCACUCCUGUGCACCUGGUGGACAAACUCCCGCUUCCUGUUGCCUUAAAGAGCCACCUGAAGUCCUUCUCCAUGGCCAAUGGCCUCAACGCCCGCAUGAUGCACGGACGCUCCUACUCCGUCAUAGCCAGCAGCGGCGCGAAGAGGAACGGAACGAAGAAAUCCAAACUCAUCUACCCACCCCUGAGCCCAUCACAGAGCUGUACGAGGACCACAUGCAAGAUAUCGUAGUCUAAUGACUCUAAUGACACAGUCUGCUCUCACAACAUCGGCACACAGUUAGAGAUCACAGCUCAACAGGGUUUCACUGACGAGAAAGAUGCUUCCCAGUGGCUAACAGUGUCCAUGCUCAUUUCAUCAGAUACUCGGGAUGUGUCCUUCAUGCUAUACCUGAAUGUGAUUGCUCUAAGAGAUUGAACAGACCCAUGAAAAGGGAUUGGUGUCAAGCCAUUACAUCACCACAUUCUUCAUACAUGUACAGAAUAUUUCAUCCUGUUUGUAAUUGAGGGGAUAAAAACAUAUUGGCACUGCAGUUUAGCUCUGAGGACAUAAGCGAUGCUUAGCGCCGCUGAACUCAGACUAAGCACAAUGACAGCGAAAGCAGUCCUGUUUUUAAAUCUCUCUUUUUAGAGUGGACCUAGUUGAUAAUACCAGCUUGUUUUCUUACUCUUAUUCUAAUGCUCUUCAGGGUACACGCAUUGAAAGAACGUCAGUGUUGAGAAAUGCACCUCUUUGUAUUGUGUAUUUAAGUCAUGUUGUUUGAUACAAUGUUGUUAUUAUUCUUAAUUAUUGUAAUGCACAUAAACAGUGACCAGUAUUGUAAUAUUUUAUAUGGAGUGACACCAAAGACAUGGGAGACUGAAGAAGCUUAUCAGUGCUAACACGUUUUGUUAUCAAUUCAACACUAAUAUUUCAAACACACUGCAGAACAACAGCAAUUCCUAACGAGCUUUCAGGUUUCUUCUUUUUAAUAAAAGUGUGUUACCUACCAGA
Molecule: messenger RNA, 2032 nt
Organism: Hemibagrus wyckioides
Lineage: Eukaryota; Metazoa; Chordata; Actinopteri; Siluriformes; Bagridae
Gene: rab40b
Product: RAB40B, member RAS oncogene family
Exons: 6
Coding region: 434-1270 (278 amino acids)
Biological process (GO): protein localization to plasma membrane; intracellular signal transduction
Cellular component (GO): plasma membrane; endosome; synaptic vesicle
Molecular function (GO): GTPase activity; GTP binding
Source: RefSeq, a predicted model, not a curated record